[Torrubiella] hemipterigena is the source of this 2175-nucleotide messenger RNA. NCBI's taxonomy places the organism in Eukaryota, Fungi, Ascomycota, Sordariomycetes, Hypocreales, Clavicipitaceae. The record is from the annotation of a GenBank genome assembly.
AACAACCCAUCAACGAAAAACCACGACACAACACCACGCCGUCCAUCCUGCACGUCGCCAAUGACUAAGUCAUGCCAAUUGCCACCCAGUAAUUGCAUUGUAUACUAGUCGCGACCAUGGCCGUGCGAUACCAGGCUCAAUGCCGUCGGGCCGUCCCUCGCGUAGCAUCGACUCCCAGCCCAGCCAUCUGGGUGACAGACAACAUGCUUCGACAAGCCAUUGCACGAUUCCAGCGACGUACGAGCCCCCAGAGACGCCGACUCAGCUCGCACACGGGUCCUAUCGAGAGCCGCCGCAAGCUGGGCAAGCGCCACAUGACGGGCAUGAUGCCAACCACUGCAUACAACCAAAAAUGGCACUUUGAAGUGAUUCCCACCAUGACCGGAUGGCAGUGGCAGGCACCGACAACGCGUGAACAGCGAAGAAACCGAAAGAAAGACGUCACUGUAUCCGCCAUCUUCAACGACUUCAUUGGGUGGUUGGAAAAGUCGGAUGCCGAUAAGCCGUUCCUCACACCACCUCCCGACGCAUCAUCUCUCAGCAUGCCCACUGAGGCUUCAGAUCUUUAUGCUCCAUUCUAUGUCCCGCCAGAAAUUGCGCAGCUCCGAGAUGCUAUUAUGCAAACUGCCACAGUCGAUGUAGCGACACUAGGCGACAUUGCGCGAACCUGUCAGAGCGCUCUCAAAUCGCGCGUUCUGCAUGGCAAAUUCUCAGCAGAAGAAAUGCUCAGCUUCAUGGCGCCCUUGGACGCAGCGACACAAGAGAAACUUGGCGACCGCCGUCUCAUCAACCUCAUCACCAGCCAAGCACAGCACGGCGUCAUUAGCGCCAUGUCCAGAGCAACCAAAACUAGCCCAGAGAUUGUCCCAGACAGCUUGUGGUCUGCACUGGCAUCCUUUAUUUGCUGGAAGAACAGCACGAGCCAGGAUAUCAAAGUGUUCACCAAGCUCAUGAAGCGAAUUCCGGAGCACAUCAAGGCCAGCAUCCCCCCGACGCAGAUUUUCAACUUCUUCCAAGGUCGCAUUGCAGCACUCGCUGCGUCUGUCAACGGCUCGGGACGAUGGCUCUCGCAAGCGGAAACCGCAUCGAUUGCUUUACAAAGCCUCACCGACGCUCAAAAGCAAACGCUCAAUGCACAGCUCGCAGCCUGGCUUACAGUCACCCAGCCAGCAGCAGACAGCAACAGCAGCUUCCAAUUCGCAUGGCUCCUACUGCAAGCCUACGACCCGAACAUGUCGCAAGCGUCUUUCCUACAGACAUAUCGUGUGAUCUCUACAGACCUCAAUGAUACGCAAAGAUACCAACUCUUACUCUCUCGCCUUCCAACCCUAAACAUCCUCUCUCAAGAGCAACACGCUGUGCUCGUCACCACAAAAUACGCAUCCAUGAGCCACCGCUGGUCCGCCCUCAUCCAAGCCACGCCAUCCAUCUCCAUCCCGCACCUCCACGAGCUUAUCACCGAACUCCACCUUCAACCUGCCGUUAUUGAUCAUCUUGUCUCCUCGCCCACCGCUCGCCUCCAGAUGCAAGCUAUCCGCGCCAUUGCCGCCCACUGCAACGACCACACCUUCGCCAUUGCCCUUCGAGACGCCCUUUUCGCCAAGCACCAUGACAUCGCGCGCCGCUGGCAAUGGCAAACGUGGUCCAGCCACAUGGACGCCAUGAUUGCCGACGCGUCCUCUGAAAAGCGCAUUUGGCAGCUCCUCAACAUUACGCAGACAUCCCACUCUACUGCUUCCGAGACGCAGCAAAAGCUGGAGCUGAUUGAUCGCAUGGCUGCUACCUACGCCUCCACUACGAAAUUCAGCAACCGCCAACUACUGCGCCGUCUGGAAUCAUGCGCCCGCGCCCAACGCAUACUCAGCGGCCGUGUCUCUGACACCGUGAUUAUCGAGAUCAUGAACGUUGUCAUCAAGGAUCUUGAACAGGGUGGCCGCGGUCGCUCUACGCGCAUGGAAUGGCUUGUCAGCCUGGUGGAAGAAAAUCAGGGCAAGGAACGGGCACAAGAAGUGGCAGCUAAACUACAAGGAUGGCGAUGGGUCAUUGACCAAGAGACCACUACAAGGUAACGAAGCUUAAAUGCACCGCUACCUCUAUACAUAGAACCGUAUAUACAUCAAUUCUAUACAGAACAUAUUAAUUACAAACAGCCACUUGGUGCUGACUUUACACAUC